Pogoniulus pusillus (Red-fronted tinkerbird) is the source of this 3561-nucleotide messenger RNA. It is a transcript of the gene CD164, whose product is annotated as CD164 molecule. Bases 72 to 692 code for a protein of 206 amino acids. The transcript is spliced from 6 exons. Gene Ontology annotation, cellular component: cytoplasmic vesicle. The record is from RefSeq and is a predicted model, not a curated record. NCBI's taxonomy places the organism in Eukaryota, Metazoa, Chordata, Aves, Piciformes, Lybiidae.
CGCGCAGCGGGCGCGGGGCAGGGCGAAGGGGAGCGCUGAGGAGCGGCAGCAGUUCCCGCUCAGCCGCCGCCAUGGGCCGGGUGUUCGCGCUCUCCCUCGCCUUCGUCUCUCUCACCGCCCUCUGCCUGUCCUGCCUCUCUGGGCUGGCCGCGGGGAAUAACGACGCCGGGACCGCUGGCACCUGUGGAAACUUUACUGACUGCCAUUCAUGUACUGGAGCGGAAAAGGCUUGCAAGUGGAUCGUAUGUGAAAAUGAGACUCAUGAGAUGUGUGUAAGUGCAGUAGAAGACAACUGUACAUCUAUAGAGCAGUGCUCCUCUCCUACAAAUGCUUCUCUUACCAAUACUACUGCUACGCUGCCUUCCAGUGCUACUACACUGCCUUCCAAUAGAACCACCCCGUCUUCCAAUACUACAGGCACUCCUGCUACCACAGCCCCUACUACUAUAGCUAAUGUCACCAAUGCAACCACACAUGCUCCUCUACCUACAACUGUCAUUCCUUCAGCUAUCCCAGCAUCCACUAUUCCAGGUACAAAUACUACCGCAACUCCUGCACCUUCUUCACGCAAGUCUACGUUUGAUGCUGCAAGUUUCAUAGGUGGAAUUGUCCUUGUGCUGGGUCUACAGGCUGUUAUUUUCUUCCUCUACAAAUUCUGCAAGUCGAAAGACCGAAACUACCACACGCUUUAGGACUUGCCACUCAACCAUGGACUGGUAGCUCAACACCUGUAGUUCACUGAACCAAAAUAUUUUCUGUUGCUCACGGAAGACAGCAGUUCUUACCACCCUUUAAAUCUCUAAAAGAAGACUUCAAAAGAAUAUUUUUGCAACAUUAUACUUGGCAAGAGGUGAUCUGAAUUUCUUCAACAGGAUGACUUGCAAUACGCUGCAUGGGUUCUAAUGGCUGUCUUAUUUUCCUGUAGUGGCUGCUGCUGUGGGACUUUUUUUUUGAUAUGCCAAAUGUAGACGUUCAGAGAUGAUUCAGUAGCAACACUGUCUUGAGUAGACAAUCUCAUGAUGACUUGUUGUGAUGGCGAAUUUAAUCAACAUUUGGUACAGUAUCCCUUCAGUUUUAUCAAGAUGUGAAUUAUUGGUGUCUGACUUCAGGGAGUGAAAUAACCAUUUGUACUAGUUUAUGGCUGUGCUAGAAAGGUGAAUGGAAUUGUAGUAGGUAGUAUCUUCACAGAAUAACAUAACCCCUGAUUUUUUUUUACAUGAGAAUAAAGGUUGCCUGACAAAAAAACUGCAUUCCAAACAGAGGUCCUAUACCCUUUCCAAUUAAUAUUGAGGGUGGAGAGGGGAUGUGUAGGGAUUAUCCUCUUAAGGGGAAAUGAAGAUUAGUGCCUUAAAAAGACUGAAAUUCAGUAGGCUGCAGAAGUGUCCCACCCAUCUCAGAUCACUAAGACCAUUAACUACAAGCUUUAUGUAGGAAAAUGGAAUACAUGUGGCUUGAGCAUUCCAGUUUAAAAACUAUUUACUUUUUACUCUAAUUGUCCCUUGUUGAACUUGUUUGAGGGUGAAGGAGCAUGGUACAGUAAUGCUGAGCUACAAAGAGAAGCUUUAAGUUGUUUACCUCUUUGCUCUGACUUACAGAGACCAAUCAUAGAAAUAGUGAUAAAAUUCAGUUCACUCCCUAUCUGAAAAGGCAACAACUUAUAUUUAUACUUGAAAUAUUGGUGUUUAGGGGAGCCUGAAGUCUUUCUUAUUCAAAUAGUUUUUGAACUCAUUGCAAUUCUUUUCAGGGUUUUGGUUGCUGGUUUUGUUUUUUUUUUUUUGCCCUCUGGUAUAUCUGCUUUGGGAAGGAGCAGUUAAGAGUGGUUCAGAGGAUCUACUGAUUUGAUCCUAGUCAGAAUUGCUGUAGUUCUGGGGCUGACAGGGCUGCAUCCUUUUUUCUUUCCCUUCCUGGCAUCAGAUGUAUAGCACCCUGCAGUGAUUUAGUUGUUUUUUUUUUUCCCUUGGCUGGAUCAGCCAUGUGAUCUGAGCAUCAAAGGUACGCCAUCUCCCAUGCAGACUGACUCCUGUAGAAAUAAACCCACAGGGAAAACUCAAGUGGUGGGUGUAGCACGUAGUCAAUAGCUUUGGAUGCUAUCCCUUGAUCAUCUAUUUCAGGGUAAUCUGUAGUACUGUCUUGCUAGCUCUGAGUGAACUGGAAUUUGGCACCCGAUACCAGAUGAUAGUGUUAAAGCAGAGACAGUCACGGUGGUGGAACUUGGGUAGGAAGCAAAUUUAAGUGCACUUCAGUUGGAGACUUAAAGCUCUGUGUUGCUUUCUGGUGUUCCUCUAGUUUCAAUGGCAUUGUUUCUAUUGUGCUGCACAGGAAACUCAAAUUGCUGCAAAAUACAGGAGUUACUUGCCAGUACUGUAUCUUUCUGUUUAUUAGCUUUUGGUUUUCUAAACACAACUUAAGACAAUCAGCUCAGGUUUAUUACAACGGCAGAGUGAGCAGCCAGUUUCCAGCAAAAGCAUGUGUGUGGGUUAGAUGCUAUAUCCUUGGCCUUAUUGUGUAAUCACUUCAAUCUGUCUUUUCCCUCAGAGCUAUUUUCUUAAAUUUGUGUAAAAAAGAUAUCCAUGAGCUUGUAUUCUGUGCUUUGAAGUGAGCAAAAUACUCUCCUGAAGUGUGACUCAGCAAAGCAAACUGUAUGCCUGGUAUAUAAUUUUUUGGCCUCUAAGGGCUAUCUUUUGGGAAACUCACAGACAAGUGCUACAAAACACUUCACAGCAUAGAAGAUAUUGCCACAGAAAAGUUGCUCUGUAAAAUGUUGCUAAAAUGCUUAUUCAUGAGCUGUGCUGAUCCUCAUUUAGGUUGCUGAUGAAGUAUGCUGGUAAAGCAAACUGAAAAAUGUUUAAAGUGCCUUAAAGUUGCUUAAUCUUUGGCCUCAGAUUUUGUUUGAAAGGGUAGAAAGGAUACCUUGCCUUAGUUACUAAAUUUUUCUUAGUGCCAGCAAUUGCUACUUUCCAAGACUCUAGGAAACCCAGGAUCUGACACAGGCAGAUGCCAGUCUGAAACACUCAAGCUUGUACUCUGUCAGUUCAGUUCUGUCCUGGAAGGCCUGCACUAUGCACUGCUUGCUCGUUAUCCUUGCCAAAAAGGUACAGUCCACAGUUUACAGAGUCGUGGUUUGGGUUGUUCCCCUUUCAGUUGUUUGGGAGGAGGGGAGGCUGGGUUAUACAUCUUCACCAUGUGCUUGGCUGCCUCACUAGAGAAAUUAAUUACUCCUUUGAAAUGGCAGUUUCAGAUGAUCUGUGCUGUGUGCUAGCAAAACAACAAAAACCUGAAGUAACAACUUGCAGUUUUUCUUGGCCUUGUGUUUUGAAAUGGAGGGUAGCUCUUAGGUCUGUUGUGUGUGUUUGCCCCCAGAUCAGUUUUAGGCACUGGACUGUAGUGACUCACAGUUACCUGGCUUUUUCUUGAAGCCAAUUUGUGCAAAUAUGGAGCUGUUAUCUUAUGAAUGUUCUCUGCAAGUGUUGCUGUAAAAGUUUGUAUUUUGUCUUCAAUGAAAGAAAACUGAAACAGUUGUAAUUGCAAAACCAAAUGAUAAAUAAAAUCUGUUGGAUGGGA